Messenger RNA from Aspergillus japonicus CBS 114.51, 485 nucleotides. RefSeq lists its product as uncharacterized. The transcript has a single exon. Bases 125 to 367 code for a protein of 80 amino acids. NCBI's taxonomy places the organism in Eukaryota, Fungi, Ascomycota, Eurotiomycetes, Eurotiales, Aspergillaceae. The record is from RefSeq and is a predicted model, not a curated record.
AGUUGGAGGUUGGUCUUGAGGUUGGACGGGGCUGGGGUCGCGGAGUGUUGUGCUCGAUUUUGACAGUAGACCUCCUUGCUUGUUUGCUGGUAUCGAGGUUUGUUGCGCGUCUAAACCUCGAGCUAUGGUUGAGCUCUGGACUGAACCGGCGAUGAACCUGUUGGCGGUGAUGGGAUUGGUUUUCUGCCGGGUAUGUUCAGCCGCCAAUCCAUUGAUGUGGGGCGCCGGACGGGCCUCUCUCCCCGCCAAGAUAACCACCGUCGGAGAUGCAUUUGGCUGUGGAAGUAUUUGGGUAAUGUUUAAGAAGGUUUAUGGAAAUCAUGUACGGGUUCUUUCAAAGUCAUUCAGAAUCAUAAGUUACGAUUGAUUAUUCUAUGAAAAGCACCUUGUCUGAAUCAUCGCGUAAAAUUCAUCAACCUUAUCAGCUAGUCAUGCCACACGUGCCACUACAGAUUGUAAGUUGGAAGGGAAGAGGUAUGAAGUGA